Molecule: messenger RNA, 2037 nt
Organism: Sparassis crispa
Lineage: Eukaryota; Fungi; Basidiomycota; Agaricomycetes; Polyporales; Sparassidaceae
Product: 78 kDa glucose-regulated protein
Exons: 11
Coding region: 1-2037 (678 amino acids)
Biological process (GO): protein refolding; cellular response to unfolded protein; endoplasmic reticulum unfolded protein response
Cellular component (GO): membrane; endoplasmic reticulum chaperone complex; endoplasmic reticulum lumen
Molecular function (GO): ATP hydrolysis activity; ATP binding; heat shock protein binding
Source: RefSeq, a predicted model, not a curated record
AUGUCCCCUCCCCGACGUCCAACGAGGACACAAUCUCGACGCCUGGUGUCGUCGCUCUCUCUUGUUUUUCUCACUCUCGUUGCUCUCCUUCUUCUUUGUCCCGUUUCUGCGAAUGCCCAGGAUGACAAGAAAGCAGACUACGGAACGGUCAUCGGUAUUGACUUGGGUACGACCUACUCUUGCGUAGGUGUUCAGCGGGCAGGACGAGUAGAAAUUAUUGCCAACGACCAGGGUCACCGAAUAACACCAUCAUGGGUCAGCUUCACUGAUGACGAGCGAUUGGUCGGAGACAGUGCGAAGAAUGCCUACCAUGCGAACCCCGAGAAUACGGUGUUCGACGCAAAGCGUCUCAUCGGCCGUAAGUUCGACGACCCGGAAGUCAAACGUGACCAGAAACACUGGCCAUUCAAAGUCACGAACAGAGGCGACAAGCCCGCAAUUGAGAUCCAAUAUCGUGGUGACACUCGUGAAUUUACGCCUGAAGAAAUUUCGGCCAUGGUUCUUGUAAAGAUGAAGGAGACUGCGGAGGCGUACCUAGGCAAGCCCGUUACUCAUGCCGUCGUUACUGUUCCAGCCUACUUCAACGACGCCCAGCGCCAGGCGACCAAGGAUGCAGGCACUAUUGCAGGUCUUCAGGUACUUCGAAUUAUCAACGAGCCCACGGCUGCUGCCAUCGCGUACGGCCUUGACAAGAAGGGCGGCGAGUCGCAGAUCAUCGUCUACGAUCUUGGUGGUGGUACCUUCGAUGUGUCUCUGCUGUCUAUCGACGAGGGUGUCUUCGAGGUGUUGGCAACCGCCGGUGAUACUCACCUCGGUGGUGAGGACUUCGACAAUCGCGUCAUAGAAUACAUGACCAAGCAGUACAAGAAGAAGACCAACACCGAUGUCUCCAAGAACCUGAGGGCUCUCGGUAAACUCAAGCGCGAAGUCGAGAAGGCCAAGCGCACUCUUUCUAGCCAGCAGUCGACUCGGCUUGAGAUCGAGUCCUUCGAGGACGGCAACGACUUCUCGGAGACGCUCACCAGGGCCAAAUUUGAGGAGCUCAACAUGGAUUUGUUCCGCAAGACCAUGAAGCCCGUCGAGCAGGUGCUCAAGGAUGCCAAUUUGAAGAAGGAAGACAUCGACGAGAUUGUCCUAGUCGGUGGUUCGACCCGAAUCCCCAAGGUCCAGCAGCUCCUCAAGGAAUUCUUCGGCAAGGAACCCUCAAAGGGUAUCAACCCUGACGAGGCUGUUGCGUACGGAGCCGCUGUUCAGGGUGGUAUCCUCUCCGGUGACGAGUCCUUGGGUGACGUUGUCCUUGUCGACGUCUGCCCUCUGACUCUUGGUAUCGAGACCACUGGCGGUGUGAUGACCAAGCUCAUUUCUCGCAACACGGUCAUUCCUACUCGCAAGGCUCAGAUCUUCUCUACGGCCGCAGACAACCAGCCGACUGUGUUGAUUCAGGUUUACGAGGGCGAGCGGUCAUUGACGAAGGACAACAAUCUUCUUGGCAAAUUCGAGCUGUCGGGAAUACCCCCCGCCCCUCGCGGAGUGCCCCAGAUUGAAGUCACGUUUGAGAUAGAUGCCAACGGUAUCAUGCGCAUCUCCGCGGUAGAUAAGGGAACUGGCAAGUCAGAAUCAGUCACGAUCACAAACGAAAAGGGCAGAUUGACGCCCGAGGAGAUCGAACGGAUGGUGAAGGAGGCCGAGGAGUUUGCGGCGGACGACGAGGCCCAACGAAAACGUAUUGAGGCGCUAAACAGCUUGUCGACGUUUGUCUAUGGUUUGAAGACCCAGCUCGGCGAUCAGGAGGGCCUUGGGGGCAAGAUCAGUGAUGAUGAUAAGAAGACGAUCUUGUCCACGGUGAAGGAGACGGCCGACUGGAUCGAUGAUAAUGGACAGAGCGCGACUGCGGACGAGUUGGAGGAGAAGUUGAGCGAGGUCCAGAAUGUCGUCAACCCUAUCACGAGCAAAUUGUACGAGGGUGGCCCAGGACCUCAGUACGGCGCAGGACCUGAUGACGAGGACGACUUCAGCCGCUCGCACGACGAGCUGUGA